AUGGCAGCCACAGUCGCAAAGCAAUACACGCGCCUCCUGCGCGUCUGGCCGGCCGACGCCCUCCGCCCCAACCUGCCCUUCACACGCGCAAUCGAAGCGCGCGCCCUCCCCUACGGCGUAGCGCCCCUCAACGACCCGCGGGAUUCCGCACGCACGCCCGGGAAAACCUCAGCAGCGCCGUCCCCCGCCGACGUCCCCGCGACAACGGCGCAGACGCACGCAAACGCCUCGCCCGCCCAGGAGACCGCCCAGCUCACCGCGCUCUUCUCGCUGCUGGAGAACCGCUAUGCAAACCGCUAUCCCCUGAGCCAGGCGGUGUUCCGGCCCCGCAGCGCCCCGGAGCACUACGAUACGCUCAUGGCCGAGAUUGAGCGCGCGCCGGGGAAGACGUGGUGGCAGGCCAAGGUCGACGAGUGGAAGAUGAUGAUCCGGUGGAAGUAG
Molecule: messenger RNA, 441 nt
Organism: Didymella exigua CBS 183.55
Lineage: Eukaryota; Fungi; Ascomycota; Dothideomycetes; Pleosporales; Didymellaceae
Exons: 2
Coding region: 1-441 (146 amino acids)
Biological process (GO): mitochondrial respiratory chain complex III assembly
Cellular component (GO): mitochondrion; Cbp3p-Cbp6 complex
Molecular function (GO): ribosome binding
Source: RefSeq, a predicted model, not a curated record